AUGGUACUAGAAGACGUGGACUCAGACAACGAAAGCCAGCAGAAACAACUGCAGUCCAAAGCUGUAGCACCAUCCACAUCACUGACCCCACCAUCACCGACAGUCAGCCAAAAGCAGGAACUGACGCAGCAGGCGCAGUCCAAUGCAAUGGAAACUCAGACAUGUGCCAGCCCAGAGCCAGAGCCGUCACAGAGUGGGACAAAAAGUCUAGAAGAUGCUGAGACUCAGACGGGCCGCUGGACGCCAUUCAUUGAAAACAUCAAGAAGGAGGCGGAAGGUGUGGCUUUGGCUACCAUGGAGGAACGUCUGCUGCAGGAGCGCAUGGAGAUGGCCCGUAUGGCUGAAGAGGUGGCCAGGCAGACAGCUGAGAUGGCCAUUAGACAGAUGGCCAGUGAGGGACAGUCCAUCAAACUCUCACUGGGGAGUCAAGAACUCCUGGAUGAGGAGCCUGAAAUCGAGCUGCCAGUGCCACAGGAAGAGGAGAGCGAAGUGGACCAAAAUAAUUUCACAGGAAAAGAACAGAGCGCUGCUGAGGAGACUGAGGAACCUAUCACCACAGAACCAGAGCCAAAGGAGGAAGCAGAACCACAGCGGACCUCCCCCUCGCCACCUCCAAGUCCUGAACCAGUUAAGACCUCUGAGCCGGAGCCUGAGGCCGAGCCCGAGCAGGAGCCCGAGCCUGAGCCCGAGCAGGAGCCUGAAUCAGAAACAGAAGCAGAACCAGCGGCAAAGACUGAGGAAGCCAACUCAGAAGCUGAGCCUGUGACUCAGCAGCCGCAGAAAGCACAGGAAGACAGUCAAAGCACCAAAGCUGAAAAAGCUGGUGAAAAGGAGGAGGAAGCUGCUGGGGAUGAAUGUGGUGCUCCAGUCAGCUGCGAUGCAUUUAAGAGCUGCCUGAUGCGCAUUCCCCACACCUCUGAGUGCCUUGGCAACAUCAACGCGUUCUUCAAGGAGAAUGGCAUCUCCACUCCCAAAAUACCCUCCAUGCCUAAGCUACCCACCCAGCUCUCUGAUGUGACCAAGUACCUGCCCUCUCUACCCUCUUUACCCCCUGAGUUGCGCCAGGAGCUCUCCCAGAUCCGACUCACGCAGGUCCCACGAAAUAUCGCCCAGACUCUGACUGAACUUUUGCCCAAAAACUCUGAGGGUUCAGUCGGUCCCAGUCUGUCCAGUCUCUCCCAGAGCUUUUCAAACAUCCCGCAGAAGCUCUCCCAGUUCCCCAGCCGAACGCAGCAGUACUUCCUCAACGUCCAGAACCGCCUCAACAGCCUUAUGCCUCAAGAUCUCCGGUCCCGCUCCCCGUCUCCAUCCUCCCCCAACGGUAGCACCCUCGAAUUGCCCAAUGUGCCAUCCUACCCACGCCUGCCGCCAAUUGUCAGCCCUCCAUCAAAACAGCUCAACUCACUGUCCCGCCAGUUGUCAGGUCUCUCUAACCCAGCAUUCUUCAUUGAAGACAACUCAGACAUUCCAGCAAUAAGACCCGCAGAGAGCUCUAGCCUCAGCCUCCGUCCAGCUGUCAAUGUAGAGGAUGUUGACUCAGACCAUGAGAGAGGAAGUAAAGGAGGAGCAGGAGGAGGAGGAGGAGGGGAGGAACAGAGCAAAAUCCCCCAAAUCCUCACCCCCCAGGAUCCCAAACUUACAACCCUCACUGUCCCUGUGACCCCCUCUGGAGGUCGUCAAAGUAAAGGAGAUAAAGAUAGUGGAAGGAAUCGUAGGACUGUCUGGACAAAGAUUAGGAGGCUUCCAUCUCAAAGUGAAGAUGAUGAUGAUGAAGGAAGCAUCCCUGUCAGAGCCUGGCCCAGCCAGUCCAGCCUGCACAGCUCAGAUGACAUACUGAAAGAGCGACCAGCGUCUUCAGCCAGUCAGACCAGUACAGUGGUCAAUGAGCGUCUUCAGGAGCUGGUCAGGAUGUUCAAAGAGAGAACGGAGAAGGCGAAGGAGAAACUCAUUGACCCUGACAGCUCAGAUGAAGACAGCAUCAUCCCCUCUCCUCCUCAGGCUCCAGCUCCUCAGCCUGCUCCUGCAGCUCAGCCAGUGGACGGAGAGGAGAAGGAGGCACAAGCAGGUCCAUCAGGAGGAGGAGGAGAAGGAGGAGUGGAAGUGGAGAGUGAGGCAGAGGAGGAGCAGUCUAGCCGCUGCUGCAAGGUGAAAACUCCUCGGUGGAUGCGAGCUUGUAUGCACUACCGCUUCCCUGCCAGCAUCGACCCUUUCACCAACUUAAUGUACGUGCUGUGGAUGUUUUUGGUCUCUCUGGCGUGGAACUGGAACGUAUGGUUCAUCCCAGUGCGCUGGGCCUUCCCCUACCAGACUCCAGACAACAUUUACUACUGGCUGCUGAUUGACUACUUGUGUGACCUUAUUUACAUCCUGGACAUCACCAUCUUCCAGCCGCGCCUGCAGUUUGUUCGUGGAGGGGACAUAGUGUGUGACAAAAAAGAAAUGAGAAAGAAUUACAUGAAAACCAAACGCUUCAAAUUUGAUGUAGCCAGCCUUGUUCCCCUCGAGCUCUUCUAUUUCAAAAUUGGCAUCAACCCUCUGCUUCGCUUACCCAGGCUGCUGAAGAUCAACUCCUUCUUUGAGUUCAACGAGCGUUUAGAGGCCAUCUUGACCAAAGCCUACAUCUACAGGGUGAUCCGCACCACCACCUACCUUCUUUACUGUCUCCACUGUAAUGCCUGUCUGUACUACUGGGGCUCUGCAUUCACAGGACUGGGAUCAACUAAGUGGGUGUACAAUGGAGAGGGCAACAGUUACAUACGCUGUUACUACUUUGCGGUGAAGACCCUGAUCACCAUUGGUGGUCUGCCAGACCCCACCACUCUGUUUGAGAUUGUCUUCCAACUCAUCAACUACUUUGUUGGAGUCUUUGCCUUCUCUAUCAUGAUUGGACAGAUGCGUGAUGUGGUUGGUGCAGCCACAGCGGGUCAGACCUACUACCGCACAUGUGUGGACAGCACUAUUAAAUACAUGUCCUCCUAUCGCAUCCCCAAAGACGUGCAGAACCGUGUCAAAACCUGGUACAACUACACCUGGCAAUCACAAGGCAUGCUGGAUGAGCAGGAGCUGCUGACUCAGUUGCCAGAUAAAAUGCGUCUGGACAUUGCUAUUGAUGUCAACUAUUCCAUUGUCAGCAAAGUUCCUCUUUUUCAGGGUUGCGACAGACAGAUGAUCUUUGACAUGUUGAAAAGCCUACGCUCUGUUGUCUACCUGCCUGGGGAUUAUGUCUGCAAAAAGGGCGAAGUGGGCCGGGAGAUGUACAUCAUAAAGGCAGGGGAGGUGCAGGUGGUUGGAGGACCGGAUGGGAAGACAGUGUUUGUCACUCUCAGAGCAGGAUCGGUCUUUGGAGAGAUCAGUUUGCUCGCAGUAGGUGGGGGUAACAGACGCACAGCGAAUGUAAUCGCCCACGGGUUUGCUAAUCUCUUCAUCCUGGACAAGAAAGACCUGAAUGAGAUCUUGGUCCACUACCCCGAGUCCAAGAAACUGCUCCGGAAGAAAGCCAGGAAGAUGCUUACCAAGGGAAAGAAACCUGAGCCCAAAGAGGAGGCUAAGGAUCCCCCUCAGGCCCCGGCAGCCCCUGUACGGACGGAAACCCCCAGACUGCUGAGAGCAGCCCUGGAGAUGACAGAGAAAUCCUCUGGACUUAAAGGAGCUCUGGCUAAAGUCAAAGAGAACACCAGCAAGUCUAGUGUCUCAUUACAGCCCUCCAUCUCCUCCUCCCUGCCUCCUCCGUCUCCCACCUCCAGCUCAGGACCUGAGAGAGACGGGGACACACCACCGUCACCCAUGUGUGCCAGCUCCGCAACAUUCUGCUCUGCCUCCCGUUGCCGCAACAACAACUCAGCGACGCCUCACUCUGUAUCACAGUGUCAUGGCAACGCAGACGAAAUGCCCACCGUGGACCAAAGAGAGGAGGGCGUCAGUGAGGUUGAAGCGAGCGAGGGUGGGAAGAGGAAAGAAAAGAAGCUGUGAUAGUUCUUUGAAGGACAAGGGAAGGAGGAGAUCAUGAAGUGAGCACUGGACGACAAUCACUAAGAGAAAAGGGGACAUUGGUGUGAUCAAAGGGGAAUAAAGGGAAGAUAAAGGAAUGAACAUUUCUGAGUAUAUCUGCUUUAAACUGUCAGAAUGGUGAGAUGAAAGAGACAGGAGGUGUUGUUAAUUAACGUGUGCAAAACUGUCACAUCUUGAUGUCAGCCUGAUCUGCUAGUGGGAGUUGUGUGGGACAGCUUUGUUGCAAAAAUACCAAGGUAGUACUGUAUUCCACACUGACCUAUGACACAUGCACCCAUUUUAUACAUUAUAGCCCUGUAGCCCACUACAUUUUUUCACGUCUGUGUCAAAUAUCAUCAACAUAACUAUCUGUUGUAGGAUGAGCUGUGGUUUAACGGUGAACAUCUUGUCUUUCUUACUCAUAAAAAAACGUUUUUGCUGUUGUUGUCUGCUGACUGUUUACAGAUUGUUUUGUAAACUUGAAAGAACAUUUUGCCUUACAUGUUUUGUUAUUUACCUUGUUGUGUUGUGUUGGUGUGAGUAGCUUGCACUGCUGAUGUUUUUACGAGUUGGUUUGAACAACAGCACAGACCUAGUAAAGCUGUAUUUAAGGCUGUAACAACAUGAUCAUCCACACUUUCAUCAUAACAUAUGUUACAAAUAAUGUCGACAGGUCAAAGUGAUGUCAUCCUAUUUUAUUCUAUAGAGAUUUUCAGUCUGUCUUUGACCGUCAUAGCUGUAAGCACUGCGAGCUCAAGCAUCAUCUAGAAUCUUAUUACCUCAACACUGUAUUUUACAUGCUAAUAUAUAUUGUACGUCAUCUCAAAGCAUUUGAUAUAUCACUAAUCAUUAAAAAUGUAGCCAUCAAUACAUGCAAUACCAUUGCUUUACAUAUUUUACAACUACAGUUAAUGUUUUUAUGUUCACAUUUCCUUUUGUUUGUUUUGUACAAUAAUGUAAAUAUUUUUUGAUUUUUAGAUGAGUCACAUUUUCCGGUUAAUCUAAAAUCACUGUACUGCUUCACAGUGUCAUGACAUGUACAUACACUCUAAUAAUGCUAGGUGUUUAAUUUGUGUUGUAAAUGUGUUUAGGACUCAGUGAUGAUGUAAGAUUGAUUGUUUUUGUAUAGAUGGUUUGAUUAUUGACACAGCCUCAGAAGACAGGCCCAUAAACCAGCUAACCAUACUGCCAGACAAUCUGUAGAAAGGAUUAGCAAUGUUGUUUCUCCUUUGUGUGUACGGUGUGUGUGUGUGUGUGUGUGUGUGUGUGUGUGUGUGUGAGGGGAAUGAUGAGUGUGUAGUGGUCUCGAAUGUGUGUGUAUAAUAAUGCCCUCACACUUCAAAUUUUGUCAAUGAUUUUUUUG
Molecule: messenger RNA, 5350 nt
Organism: Epinephelus moara (kelp grouper)
Lineage: Eukaryota; Metazoa; Chordata; Actinopteri; Perciformes; Serranidae
Product: cyclic nucleotide-gated cation channel beta-1-like
Exons: 27
Coding region: 1-3969 (1322 amino acids)
Biological process (GO): monoatomic cation transmembrane transport; retina homeostasis
Cellular component (GO): plasma membrane; intracellular cyclic nucleotide activated cation channel complex; photoreceptor outer segment
Molecular function (GO): intracellularly cGMP-activated cation channel activity; cGMP binding; protein-containing complex binding
Source: RefSeq, a predicted model, not a curated record